UUGGUAUUGAAAUCAACAAUUCAUUGAUUUUACGCGUUUCGAAAAAUAAAACUAAUUCUAUUUGGUUAGUUCCCGCUAGAGUUCCUAUAUUUUUUUAUAUAUGAACUCUAUUUCCCACAACAAAAAGCAAAUUAUUAAAACCGUAAUUACGCAAUUUUGGUUAAUUUAUUGACGCGGUUGGUGUGCCUGUUUGUCAUUUUGAAAAAAUGGCGUCGCAACAUGAAAGACAGGAGAACUUGCUCCAAGACUGUGUUAAUUCCCUGAAGACAUGGAAAGAAUUGAUUGAGACACAUUUGGAGGGUGCAGAACAAGCCACAGAACUGUCUGAGUUGGAAACAGUCGUGAAGGAUUAUUGUCUUGUGAGUUUCAAUGCAUCGAAGUCUUCGGAGGCUUGUCGCGAAGUUUUGGAUUAUUUUCACGAGGAGUCGAACAACCACGAUGUUGAUGAGUUGUACAACACGAGACUGGGGAGCAAGACACAGACGUUUGGUGGUAAUUACCAGCAAGAGGGAAUCUGGAAGGAGGUUUACAUGGGGGUCACGGACCGAGAUGUCGAAGAAGUGGAAAGGACGAGUCAGGAGGAUGCGACGGAAUAUGAGGAAAUGGGCGAUUCGAUCUUUUACUCGAAUGUUUUUACGCCACCUGUGGACCCAAUCAGUAAAAUGGUGAUUCAGGAGCCCUACAAAAGUAGAAAGUGUGGGCAUGUUUAUGAUUACAAAUUUAUCCUUCAAUAUAUCAAGGACGUGAAGAAUCGGGCAAAGUGUCCCUACAUCGGGUGCAGCAACGGAAAAAUCACUGUGGAGGAGUUGGUGAAGGACAAUGAGACCAAAUCUAAAAUCGAGAAUUACCAAAGAAACACAAACACUGAAAGUGAUUGAUUUUGUAGUUAUUUUUUUUAAUACAAGUUAAGUUUC
Molecule: messenger RNA, 914 nt
Organism: Tribolium madens (black flour beetle)
Lineage: Eukaryota; Metazoa; Arthropoda; Insecta; Coleoptera; Tenebrionidae
Product: E3 SUMO-protein ligase NSE2-like
Exons: 1
Coding region: 207-878 (223 amino acids)
Biological process (GO): double-strand break repair via homologous recombination; protein ubiquitination; protein sumoylation
Cellular component (GO): Smc5-Smc6 complex; nucleus
Molecular function (GO): zinc ion binding; SUMO ligase activity; ubiquitin-protein transferase activity
Source: RefSeq, a predicted model, not a curated record